Messenger RNA from Penicillium robsamsonii, 1152 nucleotides. Its product is annotated as putative LPS glycosyltransferase. NCBI's taxonomy places the organism in Eukaryota, Fungi, Ascomycota, Eurotiomycetes, Eurotiales, Aspergillaceae. The coding region runs from base 1 to 1152 and encodes 383 amino acids. The record is from RefSeq and is a predicted model, not a curated record. The transcript has 4 exons.
AUGAUCGCCAAGAAAAGAGUCCUUCAGGUGGUCACGGCAGCUCUUGCUGCCUUUUUCCUCUGCACAGUGCUUAUCAAAAACCUCGGGGAUAAACCAUGGUCCCUCUCGUUUCCAGAACUCUCUCGGAAAUACAUGAGCGAUAGUGCCUUUGAACAUAUCAAGAACCGCACUCUUGGGUUUCAGCAUGUCUACGCGAUCAGUAUGAAAGAGCGGACCGACAAGCGCGAUUUCCUCACACUAGCAGCCUCGAUAUCGGGGUUCAAUGUCGAAUGGCUCGAUGGAGUGCGACCCGAUGAGCUAGCUCCCAAGGCCAUGCCUGAUGGACUGGACCCCUCACUCGUGAAACCCACUGCCAUGGCAUGUUGGCGUGCGCACAUGAAUGCAUUGGUCAAUGUGAUAAGCAAUGACUAUUCGACUGCAUUGAUUUUGGAAGAUGAUGCAGACUGGGACGUGAGUCUCAAGUCCCAGCUGGGAGAAUUCGCGCGUGGGCUACACACUUUGAAAGGAACGAAACACGUAUCCAAGGAAGCUCCUUAUGGAACAGAUUGGGAUCUCCUUUGGAUUGGCGGGUGUGCCUCGGGCCCGAACGCCAACGAAACAAGCUUCUACGCUAUCCCGAUGGACCCAACAGUUUCAAGGGUCCACCACCGAGCCACCUGGGGCGGACCCACCGAAAAGUGGAAGCAACAAUAUCCAGAAUUGGCCGAGGACUCGACGCGAUUUAUCUACCGGGCUGAAAUGGGCUGCUGCAUGUUUGGCUACGCAGUUACGACCAGGGGUGCGAGGAACAUUCUUUCCGCUCUUUCUAUCGAUCGUUUGGAUCAGGCGGUAGACAAUGCCCUGAGUGACUUGUGCGCAGGUGCCAAUGGGCGUCACAAGAUUGAAUGCUGGGCCCCAUUCCCUAAUUUGAUUGGUACAUAUAGAAAGGCCGGCUCGGCUUCUCGGGAUUCGGAUAUCGAGAAGAACGAUGCGGGUGUUUUCCACGAAGAGCAAGCCUGGAAUAUAGUAUACAGUACCAGGCGUAAUAUACAGCAAUUGGUUGCUAAUGAGGAAACUGUUUACUCGCAAUGGAAGGAUGAGGAUGUGCCAUGGUCGAGUAAAGCGAUUAACCACAGGGAGUUUGUUUAUCCUGGUGGAUAUCUUGUCAAUUAA